Molecule: messenger RNA, 4831 nt
Organism: Pyricularia grisea
Lineage: Eukaryota; Fungi; Ascomycota; Sordariomycetes; Magnaporthales; Pyriculariaceae
Exons: 3
Coding region: 412-4548 (1378 amino acids)
Source: RefSeq, a predicted model, not a curated record
CACAUGUCCGCCUGUCAUUUUAGUAUGACGUUGGAGGUCGGCACGGCCAAUCCAUCCAUCCCCUCCCCCAUCUGCAGGCAACUUGGACGUGGAACCCACUUUGGGAUCAAUUGGUUCUCCAAAGGCGACCAGCCCUUUCUGGUUAUGCGUGUUUGGGUUGGGCUCCGGGUUUCUUCUGUUACUGCGCUCUCGUCACUAAUGUGCCUAGAUAUCGCGGCCUUCUUCUCAUGACAACCAGUUUUGAUUGCUCAACUAACGCGGCGGCCGAAUAAGCCUCCCGACGGUUUUAUGGUCUGAUCGGGACCGGGGCCUGCCCUCAGCCUUCGCUUCUGGCUCCUGGGCAAACCCCCCUUCCGCCCUCCCAAAUUACAAUCCGAAUCCGACUUUAUCGAUCAACUGCCACCGUUCGACAUGUCCACCGCCUCGGCUCGAUCAUGGAAACCGUCCAGGCGCCUCAAGAGCAUACAAGAUGGCGAACGCCGAGCCCGAGCCAGCUCGCGAGCUAGCCAAGGGCCUCUACCGCCGAACGAGGUUUACAGUUAUGCAUUGCGUGUCGCAUACCUGAACUAUCUGCUGCAGCCAAAAAAGAAACGUAAAGAAUAUGUCAAGGUUUCAAGGCCACAGUCCAGAAUACACGCCUCGGGCGUUGGUGACCUGAUCAGAGAGUUUACAGGCACGUCAAGCUCUGGCAAUGUCAAACUGCCGCACAGCUUCCGCCAAUCUCUCGAGAAGAGGAUGGAGGGCGUUCUCACCGGCUCGGAGCGCAUGCCUGGCUACAGCGAUGCUGCUGUGAAGCGAACCUUUGGUGAAGCUUACACGGCCUUCACCGCUCAGGACUUCCGCAGGUCUGUAGACAAAGACCGCAAGCUCGAACCUCUUAUCCUCAUCUUUUACAGCUCUGCCAACAGAGCACAGGCGCGCGCUACAGCUCCAGAAGAUCAAUCCUGGCGCGUCUUGGUCGAUAGGCAUCUAUCUCUUUUUGUGCGGCUUGUCGUAGCCGUCCUCCGCGAUCACGGCAGUGAUCGGGACAGGCCCGAGCUGAUGAAUCGCCUGGCCACCCUGGAGAAAAAGCUGAUAACUAACGAUAAGGACCUGUAUCUUGAUACUGGUCAGGAUGCGCAGCACAAGACCAUUGAGGUUGAGAUUCCCCUAACGCAUGAUGUCAAAGAUAUGCCCAUGGUGCAAUUCGUUGCAAAUGUGUUUGCACGAGAUUUAGCGACGGUUCAGGCGGAUAUCAAUUCAAACCGCCCGCUCUGGACCGCCGAGAGCGGUGUAAGGGACUUCAAGGCAUAUCAACAGAGGAUGAAUGCCAGCAUGAACGGAGCCCUACGGCGGCAGGACUUUGAUGUCGAUGACGCCUACGAAGAAUGGAAGAAGGCCGAAGGCAAGCUCUUGGCAGCUAUGAUAAGCGAUGUUAUCAAUGCCAGGCCAGAUCUCGCAGGAUCAGCUUCAACUAGUGCCGAUAAGCCUCUGCCAACCCGACCACAAUCAUACUACAACGAAGACCAAGCCUUUGCAGAUCUUGGAAGGCUGGUAACAAGCCCCGACUCUGCAUCGGCUCCGUUCAGUUUUGACGGCUCUCCCAGUCUUGGCUCACUUUCCCUGGACGACGCGUCCAGCAUACGCAGUGUGGAUGAGCCUAGUUACACAUUCAUCCCACCAGACCCUCGAUACUGCUACAAGCAAGUUCUGCAGCUGACGACGCUUCACGACCUCCUCCACCCAGACCCUUCUGCCCCAUGCUCUCUGCUCUCUGCACAGUCGGAGACAUUUCUCGCUGAAUUGGCGCUGCGAUGGAGACUGCCGCAGCAGACGCGACACAUUACUUUCUUGGAGGUCGUGGGCCAGCAUUAUCUGGAACAACAGUUGUCCAUCGAAGAAUUGUCUAUGGCGUUCGAUUUUGCUAAGGAAGUUACCCCUGAGGUGAAAAAACCGCCUCACAUCAUGUUCUACACUGAUCCUCUACCACGCAUACCAAGAAGUCAAUGGAGCCUCCCGGACACUUCUGCAUAUCGUACACUGCUUCACAAUCUGAAUGAUGCCCUCCUACGGGACAUGCUUGAACUUCUUUCCAAAUGUUUCGAAGCCAAGCCGCCCUCGUUUGCCAAGCCGCUCAUGUUCAUCAUGAACAAUAUCCAGAGUGACGAAGCGUUUUCGCAGCGGCAGGAAGAUGCAGAUGAAUACGCCGAAGCUCUUUCAGCUGCUCUUCGCAAAAAUGCUGCUGCUGUUUACCGCUCGUAUCUGGAUGCAGAGCUGCCAGAGAGCCAGGAAGAUUGGAACUUUAGCCAUGUGGUAAAGCUCGGUCAAAGCGUUGUUGCUCUUUGCGAAAGGGUCCAAAAGAAGUUUAGGAAGCAUCCUGUGAUACUCGGAGCGUCUCCUUUUGGUGUCCUGGUUGAGACCAUGUUCCCUACGUUUGAGGAAGAUGCAAAGGCCAUAGUCGAACGGAUCCUCGCGGUGCACAAUGAGCGGAAAGAGGAGGUGCACGUGCAGGAUGGGUUCGACCUUUACAAGGAAUUGGUGGAGAUCAGAAAGAUUCAUGUUCAGGCUCUGCCAUCAAAGCCCUUCUUCUUCUCGGUCGAGGAUUUGCUCCAAGGCUUCGUGUGGAGGUGGAUCCAAUCCGCAGAGGAGCGGUUGCAGGAAUUUGUCGAGCAAGCUAUCAAGCAGGACCAGUUCCAAGUGAAGACUCGGAACCCAGACGGCGUUGCUUCCGACAACGAACGCCACAGCGUGUCUAUCUUGGACAUUUUUGCCAUGUUCAACCAGACAGUUGAUCAAGUGUUCCAGUUGGGAUGGGACGACGAUGUGCACCACGCACGUUUCAUGACGGCACUCGCAAAAGGAUUUGCGGCCGGCAUCGGACGCUACUGUGAGAUAGUCGAUCAAAAGUUUUCAAGAGAAAUGGAUCGCCCUUCGGCGCAGGAUGCAGCGGCAGCUGCCUCCAAGACGACUCAAGAAAGGUUCAUGCAGUACGCCAAGGAUGCAUUGAGCACAAAAGAGAAGGCUGAGCCAUUCCAAUUCUAUCCCGAGUCUUUUGUCAAAUUAAACAAUAUUGAAUAUGCCAUGCAGGCUCUAGACAAGCUUGAGAAGUUGGUUAAUGCCGAUGGCUGCGCAGAUGUGCUACUCAAGGCGGAUGGUCCCAUCAAAAUGUUCCAAAAGACUUCCAGGUACACGUUCACCAUCAAAAUCGUAGAGGCCGAGGACCUGAAAGCCUGUGACCCCACGGGGACAAGCGACCCGUAUGUGGUGCUAUGCGACGAGUAUCAGAAGCGACUGGCCAAAACCAGGAUCGUCAUGAGAAACCUGAACCCGCGCUGGGACGAGUCGGUCGAUAUCGAUGUUCAGGGCCCACUGAACCUCAUCGCCACCAUUUGGGACUAUGAUACCUUUGGUGACCAUGACUUUGUGGGGCGUACAUCAUUGAAGCUUGAUCCCAAGCACUUUUCCGACUAUUUGCCUCGCGAAUUCUGGCUCGAUCUUGAUACGCAAGGGAGACUGCUGAUAAGGGUUAGUAUGGAGGGCGAGCGCGACGACAUCCAAUUCUACUUUGCCAAGGCUUUCAGACAUCUGAAGAGGACUGAGCGAGACAUGGUCCGGAAGGUCACAGACAAGCUCGUAACCCAUAUCAAUUCCUCCCUCUCUCACGACGCACUCAAAUCACUGCUCAACCGUGGCAUUGCAUCGUCAGUCGCAUCGCUGUGGCAAAAGCGAACAGCGAGACUGCCACCUCUUACACAAGCCGACAUUGAGAACGCCCUAAAGCCAUUGUUUGACUACUUCAACGACAACUUUGCUGUCAUGAAGCAGACCCUGACGGACGCAACCAUGCUUGCGGUCAUGACACGAUUGUGGAAGGAAGUGUUAAUGGCCAUAGAAAACCUCUUGGUGCCGCCGUUAUCGGACAAACCAUCAAGCCAGAAACCACUGACGCAAACCGAGCUUGACGUUGUCUACAAGUGGCUGGAACUCUUGUUUGAGUUCUUCAACGCAGCAGACGAGCAUGGUGUGGCUAUGGGUGUGCCAGCUGAGAUACUCAAGUCGCCUAAGUGGCACGAGCUGGCAUCGCUCAACUUCUUCUAUUUUGAAGAUACGGCCGCACUGAUCAGAACCUCAGAGGGUAUCGCAAAGGCAACAGCGCAACGCGCACAGCAGCAACUCCACAGCGCCAACAACCCUAACAGAAUGUCGGCACCUGCAUCGCUAACAGCAGCAGCGGCUGGGCCAGCGGCAGGGCCUGCUUUCGCAAGCAUGGGGACUAUACGGCGGGGGAAGAGCAUCAUGAUGAGCCGCAAUUUGGGCACGAUGCGCAAGGCCAAGGAGGAGAAGCGAAAGGAGGCGCAGGCAGACCCAUCGGACGAUAUGAUCCUCCGUAUCCUACGCAUGAGGCCUGAGGCGGCGCAGUACCUCAAGGAAAGGCAUCGGCAAAAGGAGCGACUGAUGGCGCACGCUGCAGCCGCUGCUAUUGUGCAAAAGAGCGUGCACCAAGGGUGGAAUGGAGGACCUGCGUUCGGCGGAGCACAGUACAACAGAAACAACCUGCCUCGACGAUAAUGGCUUAUGUGUGCAGAGAGCUGAGUUGCAAGGAUGGUAUGGUUGUUUUCGUGCGGGUGAGCUUGUGGGCCAGCUUAACAAGUACAGCGAACAGCACGGAUAUGGAUAUACAAUACAUAAUUUAAAAUUUUGCGGGAAAUGGAACGGCUUGGGGUUUCUUGAAGUUCAGACACAGCUUGAAAUGUGGUUAGAUACAGCACGAUACCCUUUGGAAAAAAAAGACAUAGUGAGAAAGCGCAAGUUUCAUGUCCUUGGCCGAAAAAAAAAUCUUGUAUAGAAAUGA